This is a messenger RNA of Chaetura pelagica (chimney swift), 6096 nucleotides long. RefSeq names its product ATP-binding cassette sub-family A member 10-like. Gene Ontology annotation, cellular component: membrane; intracellular membrane-bounded organelle. The transcript has 48 exons. Gene Ontology annotation, biological process: transmembrane transport; lipid transport. The record is from RefSeq and is a predicted model, not a curated record. NCBI's taxonomy places the organism in Eukaryota, Metazoa, Chordata, Aves, Apodiformes, Apodidae. Gene Ontology annotation, molecular function: ATP hydrolysis activity; ABC-type transporter activity; lipid carrier activity. Bases 1 to 6096 code for a protein of 2031 amino acids.
AUGAGGAAGCUUCAGAGAAAUAGGAGUGUAUUGCAGCAAACUAAAAUUCUUCUGUGGAAAAAUUUACUUCUCAAGUGGAAGAUGAAAAUGCAGAGCCUUCAGGAGUGGGUGCUGUCUCUGCUCUUCCUGCCAGUGAUUUUCCUGCUGUGCUACUCCACAAUGCCCUUCCACCACCCCGAGGUGCCUUUCGGCCACCUGGGGCACUUAGAUGAUCCUGCCUAUAAUGCCACUGGGGACACCAUUGCUUUUACACCCAUCACUGUGACCACCAGGCAGAUAAUGAAUAAAGUGGCCUUGAACUCUCUAAUGACAGGUAUAAAACUAGAGGCACUGGACAACGAGGAAGCCUUGGAAAAAGCCUGGAUUUCAAAUAAGGAAGUUAUAGGGGUUGUAUUUAAAGACAACUUCUCCUAUCACCUCAGGUUUCCAACUGGGAGUGUGGUUGUUCCCAAUGAAAAAUUUGGAUACAUAGACACCUGCUAUGAUUUCUUGUCAUCAUACUGUGACAACCCAAGGUACUGGUACAAAGGCUUCCUGUCCCUGCAGUCCAGCAUUGAUGCUGCCAUUAUAGAGAUGGUGGCAAAUCAUUCUGUUUGGGAAGAAAUGAAAUCAAUUGCUGGUGUCCGUAUGAAGUCCCCAAGCAUCAUCACCGUCACCUUGGAGUUCAAUUACCUUCUGGUUAUUCUCGUGAUGUGUUUCUCUCCCUUCAUGUAUUUCUUGACAAUGAAUGUUGCAAAAGAAAAGAAGAAGCUCAAAGUGCUGAUGAAGACGAUGGGGCUGCAGGACAUUGCCUUUUGGCUCUCCUGGAGUCUGCUGUAUGCUGGUUAUGUGCUGGUCCUCUCCUGCCUGCUGACAGCUGUUGUGGUGGAGAAUAUUUUCUACCUCAGCAGCUUUCCUGCAGUCUCACUGCUGUUUUUCCUGUAUGGCCUAGCAAGUAUCCACAUGGUCUUCAUGCUCUGCUCCCUCUUAAAGACCUCCAAACUUGCUACCUUCGUGGGGUUCCUCAUCACCUUCCUCUUUGGAUGCCUGAGCCUCGCUGUGCUGAUAGAAAAUAUUCCCGACCCACUGCAGUGGUUUCUGAGUCUCUUCUGUCCUUUUGCCUUCUGUACUGGCAUUGCAAAGGUUUUCCAUUUAGAAAAACAUGGAAAAGGUUUCUCUAUUUCUAACCUUACGGGGGAUUCACACAUUUUAUUUUCAACUUACAUUGUGUUGGUCCUUGACUCAGUCUUGUACCUGCUGCUGGCCAUGUACUUCGACAGGGUUCUGCCAGGGAAAUAUGGCAUCCCAGAGCCCCCUUUUUUCUGCCUGAAGCCCUCAUUCUGGCUGCAGAGCAGGAGAAGCUCCACCAGGGAAAUGCCCAGAACUGCAACGAGCUCCGAGGAGUUCUUUGGUGAUGAUGUAGAACCCGUGUCCCCUGAAUUCCUGGGGAAGGAGGCCAUCAGACUCAGCAAUGUUAAAAAGCUGUAUAAAAAGAAAGACAAGAUGACAGAAGCUUUAAGAGGUUUGUCUUUAAAUAUUUAUGAAGGUCAGAUCACUGCUCUGGUGGGCCACAGUGGGGCUGGAAAGACGAUGCUGUUAAAUGUGCUCAGUGGACUCACUUUCCCCUCUGCAGGCUCUGCAACCAUCUACAACUACAACCUCUCUGAAGCAGGAGACAGGGAAGAGAUCAGAGAGAUGAUUGGCAUUUGCCCACAAUUCAACGUCCAGUUUGAAGUCUUAACAGUGAAACAAAAUCUGAAAAUUUUUGCAGAAAUCAAAGGCAUCAAGUCCAAGGAGGCAGAGCAAGAGGUGCAAAAAAUUUUGGACCUGCUGGGUAUCAGUAACAUUCAAGACACUCAAGCUGAGAAGCUGAGUGGUGGGCAGAAAAGGAAGUUAUCCAUUGGAAUCACCCUGCUUGGAAACCCCCAGAUUUUGUUGCUGGAUGAGCCAACAGCUGGGCUGGAUCCUCUUUCCAGGUACCAGCUGUGGAACGUCCUCAAGGAGCACAGAGCUGGCCAGGUCAUCCUGUUCACUACUCAGUCCAUGGACGAGGCUGACAUCUUUGCAGACCGCAAGGCUUUUCUCUCGCACGGGAGGCUGAAGUGUGUUGGUUCUUCCCUGUUCUUGAAGAAAAAAUGGGGGAUUGGCUAUCAUUUAAGGAUCCACAUCAGUGAGUCUUGUGACUCGGGGACCGUGACAGCGGUGGUGAAACAGCACAUCCCCAACGCCACGUUCUCAGGACACAGCCAGUAUGAGCUGAGAUACAAACUGCCAUUAGAAAACACAAAUAAAUUCCCAGAUCUGUUCAGUGGCCUCGACAGCUGCUCCAACCAGGGGAUUAUCAAUUAUGGAGUUAGCAUGACAACCCUGCAGGAUGUCUUCCAGAGACUGGAGAAAGAAGCCACGGUGGAUGAGGAAGAUGAGUGUGUCCCUGGGGAGGAGAGGGAAGGUGCAGGACCGCGGAGCCCUGGGGAGACAGAGCUGGGCUCCCUGCUGCUCUCGGAUGGGAAGAAGGUGGAACUCAGCAGCUGGGCUCUCUGGAGGCAGCAGGUCUCUGCCAUGGCAUGGGUCCAUUUCUUAAAGCUUAAAAGUUCAGUGAAAACCCUGCGGUCAAUUUUGCUGCUCUAUGUGGUUCUUCUGCUUCCUGUGGUUUUGCAACUGUUCCUGCUUGCUGCCUGGAAUAGCCUGGGAGCCUGGGAGCUCUCAGCAGCACGGUACUUCCUGCCCCUGGGGAAGAGGGCUCGCUCAGACACCACCAGCCUCUUGGUCCAAAACAGCACAGGCACAGCCAUUGAAGACUUUAUCCGCACUCUUGAGAGCCAAGAUCUCAAAGUGGAAAUAACAAGCCAGGAAAAUAUCACGGAGGAGCUAAAACACAACGGGGCUAUACAGGUGUCCCGCAAAGGCCAGAGCUACAGGUUUAGUGUGUUAUGCCACAUAGAGGCCAUCAACUGCUUCCCAGUGCUUGUCAACGUCAUCAGCAACUCUCUGCUGAGAGCCCUCAACUCCACGGCGCACAUUCGGGUCUGGAGCCACCCGUUUGUCUUUAUAAAUCUUUCAGAAUUGCGGAGUCACCUUAUUUCUUUUUACUGCAUUUACAUGCCGUUGUUAUUCCCUGCUUGUCCUGCUCACUUUGCAAUGGGCUACGUGCAGGAUUACAAGCCAGCACAAAGUGCCAGAAGACCAAAAACAGAGGUGGGAUUUUCCCCCAUUGGCCGCGCACUGGUGGACAUCCCACUCUGCUGGUUUCUUCUCUUCUCCAUGUUUGGGCUUCAGUUUGCCAUGAGCAACGAGAUUUCUGGGAGCUUCUAUACCUUCUUCUGUCUGAUCAUGGGUACAUGUGGCUAUGGAAUUUCCAUUGUUCUCCUCAUCUAUGUCAUCUCCUUCAUCUUCUGCAAAGGAUGGAACUGUAAUUUUUGGUCUUUUAUCCUGACAGUGGUAUGCAUUGUUUCUUUAAUCAUCAGUAAAAUCAUGGACUUCGAAAUCAGUCCUGUUACCUCCCUCUACGUUGUGUGUCUCCUGAUUCCUGUGUACCCACUGCUGCCUAUAAGCUACCUCACCUGCCAUAUUUUUAUACCAGAAGCUUACUUACUCACUCAGAUUGUGCAGCAUCAUGUACUAAUAGCUGUCUUUGCACCUUACAUCCACUCCGUGUAUUUCAUUGUUCUCCUUCUAUCGUUGGAGCUACUACGUGGAAAAGCAGUUCUGAGAAGGCUCCCAAUAUUUAGGACUUCCCCAAGAGAGAGUAGCCACCAGCACCCCGUGGAGCUUGAAGAGGAAGAUGAAGAUGUGAAAGCUGAAAGAGCAGCAGUGAAAAUGGCCAUGGUUGCUCCAAGUCAGGAGGAGGAGAAAUCAGCCAUUAUAGUCAGCAAUCUGUGCAAGGAAUAUAAAAUAAAGCAAGGUGGUUCCAUUUGCAAGAAGAAGAAGAAGAAGAAAAUAGCCACCAAAAAUAUCUCCUUCUGUGUUAAAAAAGGAGAAGUAUUAGGACUUCUGGGGCCCAAUGGAGCUGGUAAGAGCACAGCUAUCAAGAUGAUUACUGGAGGGACACCACUGACUGCUGGGCAGGUGCUGAUGAAGACGGGAGAUGGAGCAACGUUCUCCCUCCAGGACCACGUGCCUUCCUCCCUGGGCUACUGCCCACAGAAGGACCCUCUCUGGCCGGACCUCACCGUGCACGAGCACCUGCAGGUUUACGCUGCCGUGAAAGGGGUGCGCAAGGAGGACACAACUGCUGCUGUCAACCGGAUAGUGACUGCUCUGCAGCUUCAAGACUAUUUAAAAAAAAAACCCAGACAGCUGUCAACUGGGAUAACCAGAAAGGUGUGCCUUGCCAUGUGUAUGCUGGGCAACCCCACUGUCCUACUCCUGGAUGAGCCAUCAACUGGCAUGGACCCCAAGGGGCAGCACUUGCUCUGGAAGAUGAUUCGUGCUGCCCUGAAAACCCAGGAGACAGGAGCCAUCCUGACGACUAACUCCACUGAGGAGGCGGAGGCCGUGUGUGACCGCGUGGCCAUCAUGGUCUCCGGGCAGCUACGGUGCAUUGGCUCCAUUCAGUACCUGAAGGACAAGUUUGGCAAAGUCUAUGUGCUGGAAAUGAAGGUCAAGGAUCCAGAGCACGCUGAUCGUCUCCAUGCUGAGGUUUUGAGGAUUUUCCCAAGCGCAGCCCGUCAGGAGCGGUUCCCCAGUUUGCUAGUCUACAAGGUCCCAAUGAAAGAUGCACUGCCCCUAUCUCAGUCCUUCUCCAAGCUAGAGGAAGCCAAACGGAACUUCAACCUGGAGGAGUACAGCUUCUCUCUGAACACUUUGGCUCAGGUGUUUUUGGAACUCUCCCAAGAGCAGGAAAAGGAUAAUUCUGAUCUGACUUUGGGUGAAACUUUCAAAUGGAAACGCCUUCAGAGACACAGGCUUUACAGGGAGGAGCUCAACCUGACGUCCCCGGCAGCGCCGCUGCCGCGCCGGCCGGACUCCAGCUGGCUGCAAUUCCACCUGGGAAUCAGCCGGGACGCGCUGUACCCGCGCUCCAGCCCCGCGGUCAGCAGGCUGCUGCGGGACAUGCAGGGCUCCCCCACCAUCAGCGCUGACUACAGCCAGGACGAGAAAGCGCUGCUGGGGGCCUGUGACUGCAGCCAGAUCGUGAAGCCCAGUGGGGUGCACCUGAAGCUGGUCCUCAGGUUCCAGGACUUUGGGAAAGCCAUGUUCAAGCCCAUGAGGCAGAAACGUGAGGAGGAGACCCCUGAGGACUUCUUCUACUUCGUUGACUUCCAGCGGCACAACGCCGAGAUCGCUGCCUUCCACCUGGACAGGAUCCUGGAUUUCCGGAGGGUGCCACCCACAGUUGGGAGGCUGAUCAAUGUCACCAAGGAGAUCCUGGAGGUCACCAAGAACGAGGUCCUGCAGAGUGUCUUUUUUGUCUCCCCAGCCAGCAACGUUUGCUUCUUUGCCAAGUGCCCCUACAUGUGCAAGACAGAGUACGCGGUGUGUGGGAACCCUCACCUCCUGGAAGGGUCCCUCUCUGCCUUCCUGCCAUCCCUCAACCUGGCACCACGACUCUCCAUCCCAAACCCAUGGAUCCGGUCCUACUCGUUUGAUGGAAAAGAGGAGUGGGAAGUGAAUCCACUCUAUUGCAACACAGUGAGGGAGAUCUACCCCUACAGCAACAGCAACCGACUGCUUAACAUCGUGGACAUGGCCAUCUUUGACUUCCUCAUAGGGAACAUGGACCGGCACCACUAUGAAAUGUUCACCAAGUUUGGGGAUGAUGGAUUCCUCCUGCACCUGGACAAUGCCAGAGGGUUUGGGCGACAUUCCCAUGAUGAGACCUCCAUCCUAGCCCCUCUCUCUCAGUGCUGCAUAAUAAAGAGGACAACGUUGUUACGACUCCAGCUCUUGGCAGAGCCCGAGUAUCAGCUCAGCGACGUGAUGAGGGAGUCCCUCCUGCAGGACCCCCUGGCCCCUGUCCUCACUGAGCCCCAUCUCCUGGCUCUGGACAGACGGUUACAGCUGAUCUUGAAAGCUGUGAGGACAUGCAUAGACACUCAUGGAGAAGCCAAGGUGGUGGCCAACGACACCACGCAGCCAGAGGCUCCUGCAUCUGACAGAGUGAAGCUGACCACAUAA